UCUCGCGGGUAUCAUCACCAUGCUGUUUUGCUGUUUUCAAAAUUCCGGUGCGUAUCAGUUUUAAUCGCACACAGAGAUCCCGAGUUCCAAUUUUCCGAAUCCCGAGCCAAGAUGGCAAAGCACAAGAAGGAUGGACGGUCGUCGACAAAUGGAGCCUCAAAUGCAGUAGCGAAACAAUCCAAAGGUUCGGCAACGAGCCAAAUUUGGAGUGACGAUCGUUUCGCUCAUUUGGUGAACGAUCCACGCUUCAAAGGAAUCCCGAGGGCAGAAAAGAAGGUGAAAAUCGACAAGCGGUUCCGAUCGAUGUUCAGCGAUGAACGGUUCAAUGUGAAACAAACGGUUGAUAAGUACGGGCGGAAGAUCAAGCAGGGGGACAGUGAAGAACUGCGGAAGUAUUACGAUGUGGAAUCCUCGGCGGAGGAAGAUGAAGAUGCUGAACUGGAGAAGGCAAAGGAGAGCGAUGAGGAGCCCGACACGGAACAGCAGCCAAGUGGCAGCGAGAGUGAUUUGGAUGGGCCAGAGUUGAACGAUGAGGAGAAGGCUAUGUCCAUGUCUGGAGAUGUGAAAUCCAGAUUGAAGGAUCUCGAGGUGGAUUAUGCUAGAGGUGAAGGAACUAUCAUGUCGGACAGUUCCUCGGACGAUGAUUCCGAUGACGGUGAGCAAAGCGGUGACGAAGUGUUUAUCGAACAUGUCUGGGGAGAGCUUGAUGGUGACGCGGAGCGCACAGACGAAACCACCCGACGCUUGGCGCUUUGCAAUGUAGAUUGGGACAGAAUCAGAGCGGUGGAUAUAAUGGCCAUGCUGAGCUCGUUUCUUCCACGAGGUGCAACUAUUUUGAGUGUCACGAUUUAUCCUUCGGAAUUCGGGAAACAACGUAUGAAAGAGGAAGAGCAAUCUGGGCCACAGGAAUUGACUGGUCAGAAUCCAGUUGACUCGGACGAUUCGGACGAUGAUGAGAUGGACGAGGACGAGAAGAAACAGAGACAAGUCGAGCGGCUUCGAGAGUAUCAACUGAAUCGAUUGAAAUACUAUUACGCAGUGAUUGUGUGCGAUAGUAUCGAGACGGCGGAUAAACUGUACAAAGAGUGCGAUGGAGUUGAGUACGAAAGUACUGCGAAUAAAAUCGAUUUACGAUUUGUUCCCGAUGACAUGGACUUCGAUGACGAACCGAAGGAGAAGUGCACUGAGCUGCCAGAAGGGGGAAAAUAUGAACCAAGAAUAUUCACCACAACAGCGUUGAAUCAGGCCAGUGUGGAGCUGACUUGGGACGAGAAUGACGUCGAGAGAAAAGAGUUCAACGAAAAAAUUCGUGCCGGAAAACUGACUGAGGUAUCCGACGCUGAUUUGAAGAAAUACGUUGCGUGCAGUAGCAGUGAGGAGGAAGAGGACGAAACAGAUCAGAAUGAGGAUGCGCCAGAGGUAGCGGAAUCGGAAGAUGAAUCGAAAGCAAAAACCAAAAGCAAAAAAACUAGAAAGCAAGAUAUGAUCGCAAAAUAUAAAGCUUUGCUGGGUGAUAUCAAGGAACAAGACGAGAAAGAACGGAACGAAAAAGUCGAGAUGGAGUUCACCUGGAAGGUGAAUGAGGAUGGCUCGCAAGCUAAACAAUCCGAUCAGGACUCGGAAUCGGAAGCCGAGAAGAAGAAACGAGACAAUGUGAAUCCGUUCGAGAAAAUUCUUGAAAAAGCGAAAGAAAAGAAGAAGCGACGGAAAGAGCUGAAGAAGAAGAAAAAACGCGGAGUGUUGAACAGUGAUGGUGACCCAAAUGAGGACAGUUCGGAUGACGAUCUGCCCUAUGGGGUGGAUUUGAAUGAUCCAUUCUUUGCCAGCGCCUUCGACGAAAAGGAAUUUGAUUUGAAGAAACCGAACAAGAAAGAUAAGAAGAAAAAGAAAGACAAAGAUGCGGACAACGAAGAAGAUGAAGAGGAAGCAGCCCGAAAACGAGCUGAGCUCGAGUUGAUGCUCGACGAUGGCGAAGAUGAUAAGAGUCAUUUCAAUUUGAAGAAAAUUCAGGAGGAUGAAAUUGAUUUGAAGGCAGUGUCCAAAUCCAAGCGCAAGCGAAUUCUGAAGAAGAGCAAAAAGCAAAUCGAAGAACAGCGACACAAGAAAACUGCCACGGAUGAUUUUCAAAUCGAUCUGGAGGAUGAUCGGUUUAAAGCAAUUUACGAGAGGGCAGAUUACAAUUUAGAUCCUACCAGUUCGUCAUUUAAGAAGACGAAAGCAAUGGAGCAGCUGAUAGAGGCGAAAUUGAAGAAGAGACCACUGCACGAAAGCGAUAUUCCGGGAGAAGAUGGUGUGGCGCAGGCUAAGAAAACAAAGAAAGAUGUUACUACCAGUUUACUGGUAAAAAGCAUUAAACGGAAGAUUGGGAAAUAAAUGGGAGUUAUGUGAUCAUACUGUU
This is a messenger RNA of Toxorhynchites rutilus septentrionalis, 2398 nucleotides long. RefSeq names its product ESF1 homolog. The coding region runs from base 112 to 2373 and encodes 753 amino acids. Gene Ontology annotation, molecular function: RNA binding. NCBI's taxonomy places the organism in Eukaryota, Metazoa, Arthropoda, Insecta, Diptera, Culicidae. Gene Ontology annotation, biological process: rRNA processing. The record is from RefSeq and is a predicted model, not a curated record. Gene Ontology annotation, cellular component: nucleus. The transcript is spliced from 2 exons.